CUUUCCAACUUACCAACCACUAUUUAUAGCCCUCCUUCUUCUGUAAAUCUUUGUUUGCCCCUUUUCAAACUUGUGGCUGCUAUAAAUGUUGCAGUAACCCACCUUCCAUUAGUGUUAUCCUCUUCUUGUUGCGUGUGUGUGUGUGUGAGAGAGAGAGUUUUAGAGAUGGGAAAUUGUCAAGCCGUUGACACUGCAACUCUGGUCAUACAACAACCCAAUGGGAAAGUGGAAAGGUUGUAUUGGCCUGUCACUGCUAGUGAAGUCAUGAAGACCAACCCUGAUCACUAUGUUGCUCUUCUUAUCUCCACCACAUUGUGCACGUCCAAGGACACUGAAAAUUGCCAAAUUAAGAGUGAAAACAACAACCCCAAUACCACCAACCCCGUUCGUCUCACCCGCAUCAAGCUUCUCAAGCCAACGGAUACCCUUAUGCUUGGCCAAGUUUAUAGACUAAUCUCAGCUCAAGAGGUUAUGAAGGGUCUCUGGGCAAAGAAGCAAGCAAAGCUGAAGAGAAACUCGCCAGAAUCAGCACAAAAGCCAAAUCUGAUGAAGGAAAGGACAGACAAAUCAGCAAGGAGGUCUGAGCCGGAGGACAACCUGGAAACGAAAGGUGAAAGACAGGGGUCAAGGACAGCAUCAAGUAAUAAUGCUUCUGGUGCCACAGCUAAGUCAAGAACAUGGCAACCCUCUUUACAAAGCAUCUCAGAGGCAACAAGCUGAUCUGUGUUUUCAAUCUUUCCCACAUGUGAUGUGAGGGACAGACAGAGGAGCAUUCAGCGACACUCAAACCACCAAAAUCAAAUUAAUCAAUCCUUCUCCAUCAUUGCUUAGAUCUGUGCAAAUUAAAUUAAAUUAAAUAUAGUACAUUUGGGGAACCCAGAGAAAACUCAGAGAUCAUAAAACUCCCUUCGCUUCACCACCUUCAUGCAUAAUAAUUCUGUAUAGUAAAGGUUGACAUAUUGAACAUCAAUUUAUGUAUUCAGAUCUUACUUUCUGGUGAAAACACCCUUCAACAGCAUAACUUCACCGUUUUUCUUA
Messenger RNA from Vigna unguiculata (cowpea), 1038 nucleotides. RefSeq lists its product as uncharacterized. NCBI's taxonomy places the organism in Eukaryota, Viridiplantae, Streptophyta, Magnoliopsida, Fabales, Fabaceae. The record is from RefSeq and is a predicted model, not a curated record.